GAAGGGGCAGAAAUCGACGAAUUGAUGAUUCAGAUAGAUAUCUUCCCCACGAAAUGUAUCGGAGAUGUCAUUUGCCGAACAUAAUAGGUCUAGAAGUGAACGUGUGGCGCUGCCUCUCCGAGCAGCUUAUCAGCCAACCAUCAUCAACCCUCGCGAAGAACAUCCACAUUGCGUCUCAAAUACAUCUCAAACAUCCUUCAAACUAGGAAGCAUCAAAGAUUGAUCUCUCGCUCCACAUAACACCUGACUGACCCUCCAAUUGACAUUUCCCAUAUAUAUUGCGGUCAUCCAGCCCGGCUCUCCAAUUCCUGCCGACACCUUGAACAACAACGAAGUCGUACUUCAACAACGUUAUUUGCCGUCCUCCAUACCACCAACCAAAACACCAACCCCUUACCAUCCAAAAUGACCCCCUCAAUCCCCAACGACAUAUUUCAAUUCUCCACCUCCGCUGCCCUCGCCGCCGGCUUCACCCACCGGCCAACCACGCACCUCCGACCUAACAUCCCCACGGCACCCACGGCCUCGGUGUCUACGAAGACGGCAACCUAAUGCUCCUUCUCGAACGACAAGCUUACUCAAUCCGCAAAGAUGGCGCCGUUGUCCCCGCGCCCGUGGACGCCCAGCUGCCCUUCGCCAUGGUAACCGUCUUCCAGCCUACAUACCGUCUAAAACUCCCGGAGCUGUCGUUUGAUGGGUUGGAGGAGUUGAUUGGGUCGGAGGAACUUGGGGCGGCGAAGAGCGUUAAUAGUUUGACGCCGUUUUUGAUGAGGGCGAGGUUUAAGGAGGUGGACGUAGAGCAGGGGGGGACUUUGAAGGAUGUUGAGGGUACGAUGUUUGGGUUUGUGGUGCCGAGGUGGAUGAAGGAGAUUAGUGGGCCGAGGAUACAUGCGCAUUUUGUGGAUGAGGAGGAGGGAAAGGGAGGGAGAGUUGAGGGGUUCGAGAUUGAGGAAGAGGUCGCGCUGGGGUUUGCGAAGUGUGGGAGGUUUCAUUUGGGGUUUCCCCAGGGGCCGGAGUGGGAGGAUGUUAAGUUGGGGAGGAGUUGAGGGAACAGUGGAUUAUAGAGUGGUAUGGAGGUCUACGUUAACAUAGCCAUAGGACUACUGGAGCUGGACAGUAGGCUGCUACAAUUGCAUUUAUGACUUGCUAU
Parastagonospora nodorum SN15 is the source of this 1150-nucleotide messenger RNA. RefSeq lists its product as hypothetical. The record is from RefSeq and is a predicted model, not a curated record. Gene Ontology annotation, biological process: acetoin biosynthetic process. Bases 552 to 1046 code for a protein of 164 amino acids. Lineage: Eukaryota; Fungi; Ascomycota; Dothideomycetes; Pleosporales; Phaeosphaeriaceae. The transcript has a single exon. Gene Ontology annotation, molecular function: acetolactate decarboxylase activity.